AUGAGAAUCCCUCUUCCCAAAACCCUCCUCAUCUCCUACUUCUCUCUUUUCUUGCUGAUUCACUCGGGCCCACGUGCUCGGGUCCACGCCCUUCCGCCACCCGACCGGGGCGACCCGGUCCCACGUCGCCCGUCCCGUUAUCAAGUCCGAAUCACGGACCUCAUCAACCACCCUUCUUUGUCUUUCCAUUGCCAGUCGAAAGACGAUGACCUCGGGCACAAAACGCUCUAUUUCAGGCAAUACUAUCAUUGGGAAUUCGAAAUCAAUUUCUGGGGCUCGACUCUUUUCUUCUGCCAUUUCUACUGGAAUGGCAAACAACAGGUUUUCGAUGUCUUCUCCGCGAGUCGCAGAACGUGCGAUACUUACGUAGAUGGUCCUUAUAACAUGUGCAAUUGGGUCGUCAAAGGAGACGGGUUCUAUAAGGUUGGAAAGAAGAAUUGGGAAGAGAAGGAUUUGGUGAAGGUUUAUUCUUGGCAGUGA
Molecule: messenger RNA, 480 nt
Organism: Striga hermonthica
Lineage: Eukaryota; Viridiplantae; Streptophyta; Magnoliopsida; Lamiales; Orobanchaceae
Source: the annotation of a GenBank genome assembly